Panonychus citri (citrus red mite) is the source of this 1716-nucleotide messenger RNA. Its product is annotated as D-3-phosphoglycerate dehydrogenase-like. The transcript is spliced from 4 exons. Lineage: Eukaryota; Metazoa; Arthropoda; Arachnida; Trombidiformes; Tetranychidae. Gene Ontology annotation, molecular function: phosphoglycerate dehydrogenase activity; NAD binding. The coding region runs from base 411 to 1376 and encodes 321 amino acids. The record is from RefSeq and is a predicted model, not a curated record.
CUGUGAAUUUAAAAUUAAAUUUUAUGUUAUUAUUGUUCAUUUCAUCACAAGGAUCAAGUUGAUAACAAAAUUAUGAUAGUUCAACAGUUACUUUAGUUGUCUUUGUUACUCUUAAAACUGAGCUAUUAUUGCGUCUUAAUAACUUCAACCAUUUUGUUUUUCUUGAUGUUUUUUUUGGUUUUCCUUUCGAUUAAUUGAAUCGAUUGUUUCAAAUUAAUCGAUCACCAUCUUGUAUUUACUCUCUGUGGAAAUUUGCUCAGUCUAAUCAUCAAACUUUGCUCUCUCUCUUCACUUGGACUACAAUUUCCUUUUUUUCUUGUUGAUCCUCUAGUUGAAUAACUAAUUUUCUGUCGUUGGAAUUUUUUCUUCUAUUCUGUUUACAAUCUUGCUGCUUCCAAAUCAAUCUAAUCAUGAACAUUAGUAAAGUUUUGAUUUCCGAUGCUGUUGAUAAGGCAGCAGUUGAUGUGCUGCUCAAAAGGAAUAUUGAAGUUGAUGUUAAAACUAAAUUAACCCCUUCAGAGCUCAUCCAAAUCAUCGGGAAUUAUGAUGCCUUAAUUGUUAGAUCAGCAACUAGAGUUACCAAGGAAGUAAUUGAUGCUGGUAAAAAAUUGAAAGUAAUUGGUCGAGCUGGAGUUGGCGUUGACAAUAUUGAUGUUGAGGCUGCUACUCAAAAUCGUGUUCUUGUAAUCAAUGCACCCGGAGGUAAUACUAUUGCUGCUGCAGAGCUAACAUGUAUCAUGAUUUUGUCAUUGGCUCGACCUUUGGUUGCUGCUUGUACCAAACUGAAAACUGGUGCUUGGGACAAGGAAUCGUUCAAGGGAAGUGAAGUUAUGGGUAAAACUUUGGCGAUCAUUGGGCUUGGACGAAUUGGUCGAGAAGUCGCUCGUCGAAUGCAAGCUUUCAACAUGCGAACCAUUGGAUAUGAUCCUUUUGUUACCCCUGAUGUUGCUCGUUCUUUUGGUGUCGAAUUCAUGGAAUUGGAAAAAAUUUGGCCUCUCGCUGAUUAUAUCACUUUACAUGUCCCCCUUAUCGAGUCAACCCGUAAUUUGAUUAACCCAAUCACCUUGUCAAAGUGUAAAAAAGGAGUCAUGAUAAUUAAUUGCUGCCGAGGAGGUACAGUUAGUGAAACAGCUCUUGUUGAGGCUCUUAACUCAGGGCAAGCUGGUGGUGCAGGUUUGGAUGUCUUUGAAGAGGAACCCUGUAAAUUUACUGAACUUUUACAACAUCCAAAAGUCAUUUGCACUCCUCAUCUUGGGGCAAGCACCAAAGAGGCUCAAAUUAAAGUGGCUGAAGAAAUCAGUCUACAAUUUUUGACUCUAAUGGAUGGUGAUUCACUCGCUGUUCCUGGAGCUGUCAAUGCCAAUCAAAUUUCGUAACAUCAUCGCCAAAAUUUACACACACACACAACAACACCAAAUUACAGCUAUUUUGAUACCCUGAUAUUUAGUGUGUUCGUGUAUUUGCAACUUUUUCUUCAUAAUCAUCUGAAGGAUAAAACUAUGUGUAUAUCUGAAUCAUGACAGUUAACUUCAUGAGAUGAUUUUUUCUUUGUUUUUUAUGAAUAUGAGAAAAAAAAGAAACACAUCAUGUAUGGAAAUUAUGAAAUCACAACAUUUGAGUUGAUUUUUUCUUCUCUUAUUCUUUGGAAUCAAGUUAACCAUAAAUACACAUGGAGAAACUAAAAGUCUAAUAAAUAGUCAAAAUAAUCGAAAGAAA